CCAGGCAAGAGACAGCGAUGAUAGAGGGUUGGAAGUUGCCCCAGGGGAAGAGAGUGCCAGCUUCGGCCAGUCGCAGAAGGAAACAAAGACCUCAACAGCAAUCUGAUCAAAUACAGAUAAGAACUACGAACCAAUGAAAGCAAGAGACAUAGAGAUAAAGCACGUUUGCUCUUAAAGACGGUACUGCUCACGGCACUGUACGGAUUUUAUGCUGUAAUGGGGAACAAAUAAUUAUUUUUCCACAAAAGUUCACAUCGAAUGAUCGCACUGUUGUGGAUUACGCCUAUUGUCCAUGUAGCAGCGUCGGACACGCCGUUUGGAUCCGUUUCGUUUUUGAAAGCACGAUCGAAAAGACUGGGAGACAACUUAUGAACAGACGCGGAGGGAACACAAUUAAACGAACGCAUAUAUAAAAAAUCAAGACUAACCUGAGCAAAAGAGGGAACGGAUACAAUCCUCUGGAGCGAUACCCGCCUCCCCCCCAUCGGCAAAUUUUACCGGCACCAUUCCUGCCCCCACCCUGAUCGAGGGGAUGGAUUUCUUGAGUCUGGCUGCUGCAGCGUGUCCCGACCAGCUCACUUGCUAGGAAAACUUGUCUGACAGGUCACCUGUUUACAGCUGCUUGACGGAAGAUCAGUGCCCGUAAAACAAGGGAAAAUAUGGACGGUCCUUUGUGACACCUGACAUCUCUCUGCCCCCUGACCGGUGUGGCUGGGAGGGGCCAAAACAAUGUCUGUCCCCGAGCCCCCUAUCCAGUCUCAGGACUCUGUCUGUCAGAUACCGGACCGCAAGCCGCGGCCCAUAAUCCUGAAAAAGCCCGACCCCGAGAGCGUGCCACCAACCCAGACGCCUCAAAAGAUCUCCAAGGUAGCGACCUCUGGGAACGUCAAGAACAUAGUGAGCAAGUUCAACCGGCAGCACACCUUAGAAAAUGAGCACCCCACACAGGGUGGGAUGGGCCCUCCGCGUAAACCCAAGAGGGUCUCAACUGUCAGGCCUAAGCCCAGAGAGCGGGGCCGGUCUGCGCGUGCGAGCCAGACCCCCCCACUGCCCGCCAGGAGGAGUCGCUUCUUCCAGAAGAGCUCCUCAGAGGCUCAGGUGGAAACUGAAGUGACAGAGACCCCCGCCGAACAGGACAAAGGCCGGCCAGCCCCAGAAGGCAAAGAGGUGGAGACUCCAGUGGCUGGUACAGUGCCGGAGGACGUGGAGCCUAGUCUGGAGAUGCCCAGUAGUCCAGCUUGUAGUAAGGACUGCAGCUGCAUUUGCCACCUAAAACGCCCCGGCAUGAGGCUGGUAUGGAUACUGGAGGGGGAAGAUGAGGAGGAGGAAGAUGAGGAGGAGGAUGAAGAGGAGGAGGAUGAAGAGGACAAUGAAGGGGAGGAAGUUGAGGAGGUGGAAAGUGAGUAUGAGGAGAUCAUUCUUGAAAUGGGAGUGUCUGACGGAAAGCAGGAGGAUGGAGAAGAGGGAGCAGCAUCCGAAGCAGAGGAGAAGAUGAGUUGGUCACAGAUUCUAGAGAAAGCAAGCAAGCAGAAGUUCAGUCAUACCUUGGACUAUGUGAUUAAGAGAAAGAGCAUUUCAGGUGCCUCUGAACCAGGGGUCCAGGAGCCUUUAUGUGUUAGUAUCCCGAGCCUUACUGUGCCUGAGGAAGACAACAUAUACGAGGAUGUUCUGGAGCCUAUCCAUGUGCAACCAAAAGUAAACCAUCCAGGAGCCCAUUGUCCAGACCCCAAGUUCCACCCAGAACCUCUGGAGGCAGGGAAAGACCCCGUGCCAGCCAUUCCUCCCCGUGUGCCCCUCGUCCAUGACAAGGCCAGUAAGCCCCGCCCUGUGCCUGGUGGCAUCUUACUGCCACAGCUGUUCCCAGACGAUCGUCGGAAUUUGCGUCCAGUAUCUCCCAUGGACCGGAGCCAGAGUGGUAGCCAGGCCCUCCGGCCACAAGCACAGACCAGCCCCCUCCUGCCCCCCCGAAGGUUUAAGGAACCAGCACCUCGAUCCAGCCCAGAUGGCAGCAGCUUUAGCUCUCAGUCUGCCCAGUCCGUCACGCAGCUUGACAAUAAAGAGGAGAGACCAGAGGAAGAAGAAGUGGACGGUAAACAGGAAUGGUCAAAGUUGGCUCUCUCUCGCAAGAUGUCUGAAGACUGGAAUUCGCAGCUACAGGACGAACCCCUGUAUCAAACAUACCGCGCCACUGUCAUCACCAAGGAGAUCCGUCGGCAGACCGUUUGCCGCAACAUCAGUAAGACGACCGCGGAUUACGUCAUGGAAUGGGGAGUCCACAGCAAUGACUGCGUGGCUGCCAAAGGAGGUACUGGCCAGAAUACCUUGUGGCAAAAUCUGCCAGGUGUGAAGUCGAGUGGCAUCCUGAACACGCUCACCAAGGCAGAAUGCAAGCAUCAGGAGAGCAUGUUUGAGGUGCUGACGUCAGAAGUCUCGUAUCUGCGGUCCCUGCAAGUGCUGACCGACCACUUCCUGGAGUCGCGUGACCUGGACGAGACGCUCAUCAUCCACGACAAGAAAACCCUCUUCUCCAAUAUCCUGCGUGUGCGGGAGGUCAGCGAAAGGUUUCUGAAGGACCUGGAAGAUCGGAUGAAUGAGUCUCUGGUGAUCUCGGACAUCUGUGACAUCAUCCACUAUCACGCUCAGCACAACUUCCCUGCCUACAUUGACUACGUCCGAAACCAGAUCUAUCAAGAGAAAACCUACAGCACCCUUAUGCAGACAAAUGCGCAGUUUGCAGCUAUAGUCCAUCGGCUGCAGGAGCUGCCCCAGUGCCAGCGGCUGCCACUUAUGUCCUUCCUGCUACUGCCCUUCCAGCGGAUCACCAGACUAAAGAUGCUCAUUGAGAAUAUUGUGAAGAGGACCAAAGAGGGAACAAAAGAGGAAUUAUCAGCUUCCAAAGCUCUCAACUCAGUAUCUAAGAUCAUAGAAGCUUGUAAUACUGAGGUGGGGAAAAUGAAGCAGGUGGAGGAGCUCAUCCAUGUUUCUAAAAUGUUGGAGUUUGAAAAAAUCAAGGCUAUACCCAUCAUCUCACAAAAUCGAUUCCUGGAAAAGAGUGGAGAGCUUCAGGAGAUGGCCAAGGGAAACACCCUGUUCAGUCUCCGGCCCAAAUUCACCCCCAUCUCCCUCUUUCUCUUCAAUGAUCUCCUCAUCAUUGCCAAUAAAAAGAGCUCAGAACGUCAUGUUGUGAUGGACCAUGCCCACCGAUCACUGGUCCAGGUGCAGCCCGUAACUGAGUCCUCUGCUGGCCUCAUCUUGGAGAACUGCUUUUUGCUGACCCUCCUGGAGAACCACCAGGGUCGCAUGUAUGAGCGUCUGUUUAAAGCGCCCUCGCAGUCUGACAUGCACAGGUGGCUUGCUGCCUUCCCUGACCCCGAGAACAUGGAGCGAGAAACAAAUGAGGUGGUCUACAAGGACUGGGACUGUCCACAAGUACACUGCAUAGAACAGCAUGUUGCCCAGCAAUCAGAUGAACUCAACUUAGAGCCUACUGACAUCAUUAAUGUUCUUCGCAAAACCAAUGAAGGCUGGUAUCAGGGCAUCAGACUGUCAGAUGGACAGAAGGGUUGGUUCCCCGCAAGUUGUGUGCAGGAGAUCACCAACGAACACGUCCGGAGACGAAACCUCCGUGAGCGGUUUCGCCUUAUCCAAGCUGCAGAUGUUAUGACAAGAGCACGGACUGGGCCUUAGCGACACCGUACUUCAACAGUGGGUGAACCGGAAUGGAUCAGUCCCGAUUUGGAUUCUAUGAAAGGAACUGUAUCAUCUUAAACUUCUGUAGUACUAAAGUAUAGUAUUUGAAAAAAAGUAUAGGAAAAAAAAAAAAAAAAAAAAACACAGACAACCAUCAAUGCCACCCCAA
Brienomyrus brachyistius is the source of this 3859-nucleotide messenger RNA. It is a transcript of the gene arhgef15b, whose product is annotated as Rho guanine nucleotide exchange factor 15b. The transcript has 18 exons. The record is from RefSeq and is a predicted model, not a curated record. Bases 730 to 3687 code for a protein of 985 amino acids. Gene Ontology annotation, molecular function: guanyl-nucleotide exchange factor activity; protein binding. Gene Ontology annotation, biological process: activation of GTPase activity. NCBI's taxonomy places the organism in Eukaryota, Metazoa, Chordata, Actinopteri, Osteoglossiformes, Mormyridae.